Molecule: messenger RNA, 1796 nt
Organism: Osmerus eperlanus (European smelt)
Lineage: Eukaryota; Metazoa; Chordata; Actinopteri; Osmeriformes; Osmeridae
Exons: 6
Coding region: 643-1449 (268 amino acids)
Source: RefSeq, a predicted model, not a curated record
CUAAGCGGAAGUCUUCGAAGUACCGCGUGGCUACGAUGACAGAUGUAAACAAACGGCUGUAGUCCUGUAAAACUCCCUCGACUCCUGCUAUUAAGAUGAAGAUUACGAAAACAUACUAGACAUAGGAGACUGUCAUCCUCAAAACUCAACUAUUGAGAUCAUACAAACAAGUGGGCUGAGGGCGCGCUUUUGCCGGACAUGAACAGUGUGCAUUUAAGAGCUAGCGAACUAGCUGGUUCUAUCCCUUACUCGAAUGAUGGACGUUUAGAAACUAUCGAAACUACGUUUUGUGAUUCCGUAGAAUCAUCUAAUUGUUCUGUGUUUCCGUAAAGGAAGUAGGAGGUCGAGGUUGUUUGAAAUCUGUAAGCAUUUGGUUGUCCGCCGGUAUUGAUAGGCCUAUUGACAACAUUGUAAAGGUAUUAUGAUCAAAUGUUUAUGAUUGUGAGCCUGAGGGCUACUCCAAAGCAUUCCCCAAUGGAGAAAACGAGAACCGCUGGGACACAAUCUGUAAACAGAAGCUUAAACUUUGACCAGUCACGUGGUGCUGUUGGUAAAAAAGUUAGUUUGUUUGAGACAAAAUCUAGUCACAACCUCUACAGAAGAAGAAGACAGACGAUCUAGCUAAACUUCAGAAGAAGAAAAAUGAAAUUUGUGGAGUUGUUUGGUCGUCUGAAAUCUGUGGUCAUUGGAAUGGUCCAUGUCCAAGCCUUGCCAGGAACACCUUUGAGCAGCAUGGCCAUCCCCCAGAUUGUUGAAGAGGCAUGCAGAGAAGCAGAGAUUUAUCACAACGCAGGGAUUGACGGGCUUAUCAUUGAGAACAUGCAUGACAUCCCAUACUCCUUCUCUGUGGGGCCAGAGGUGUGUGCCUCCAUGACGGCUGUGUGUGAUGCAGUGAGAGCCUCCUAUUCCUCCAUACCCCUGGGCAUUCAGAUCCUGUCUGCAGCCAAUCAGCCUGCUCUGGCUGUAGCUCUGGCCUCAGGGUUGGAUUUCAUACGUGCUGAAGGGUUUGUGUUCUCCCAUGUGGCUGAUGAGGGCAUUCUUAACGCCUGUGCGGGUGACCUGUUACGAUACCGCAAGCAGAUAGGGGCUGAGCGUGUGCAGAUCUACACCGAUAUUAAAAAGAAACACAGCUCCCAUGCCCUGACAUCAGAUGUGAGUGUAGUAGAGACGGCCAGAGCUGCAGAGUUUUUCCUUUCUGAUGGCCUCAUCAUCACUGGAACAGCCACAGGGCUGCAGGCAGACCCAGCUGAACUUAAAGAUGUUGCCCAGUCUGUAAAGAUCCCAACUCUGAUUGGCUCAGGAGUAACCUAUGAUAAUGUUGAAGACUACCUGGAUGCUAAUGCAAUGAUCAUUGGCUCUCAUUUCAAGAAGGGAGGCUACUGGGCCAAUCAGGUAGAUCCAGAAAGGGUGAAGAGAUUCAUGGAGAAAAUUCACAAACUGCGACUCUGAAAGAUUUGUAUCAAUACCAAAGUGCAAUACAUGCAGUUAUUUUUUAACGUGUGUUGGAAUACAGUCAUAAUUCAAAAAGUGUUGUCUCCAUUAUUUUGCAAAAAGAGAUGCUGUCAACAAUUUAACAAAACAAAUGUAUUUUAUAUAUUUUUCCUUUCAUAAAUAUACCUGAUACAAAAUAACUGUAUUUACAACUGGACUUUUAUCUAACAUGAAGCAUGUGACAAACAAUCACUGCAAACUCUACUAAACUAAAAGUUAUAAAAUAAUUUACUUGAUACAAAACAUUACAAUCAGUGUUUGAUAUGUCUUAGAUGAUGUAACGGCACCUUAUGUAAAUAAUAGUA